UGAUCGAUCUCAUCGACUCCUCACAUGUAACUAAUUGAAAAGUGAUCGAUUUUUGAUUGAGUCACUCUGGUCUUGGCUUCAGCCACGGGUUACGCUAAGGUGAACACUUUUUACCAUGUUAAUUAACAAAAACAUCAGGAAAAGUUAAGGGGGUAUAUAGAGAUAAGCGUGGGCAGGGUACGGCAUUCAGGAUAAGGACGACCAGUAUCACUGUCUUGUAUAGACGAAGAUUCCGAACACGAAGAUGAACACCAUGACUUUUGACCAGGAAAUCACCUCUGACCAGGAAAUGACCUUUGACGAGGAGAUGAUGACCCCGAAAGUGUCCAGGAACAAGUAUAGUUUCCAUGACGACGACUCUGGCCUUGGGUUUGAUGACGAGGACUACGAGGCAGUAUUCGGAGGAGAGUCCUCUCCAGGGAAUGACAAACCGGAAAUCACUGAUAGCAACGAGAACGAGUUUCAGAUCCGUCGUCUAUCCAAAGGUCCCGUGGUUCGUCGGGACCUGUUUUCGAGGAAGCGCCCCCUACAGGAACAUGAAUGUGAUGACUACCCCGCACCAAAUUGCCGAAGCAUGAGACAGAAGUCAGUUUCGUUUGCGAUUGGGGACCAUGAUGAUAUGUGUGAUAGUGCUGAUGUCAAAAUGGCUAUGGAUUUGAUGGCGGAGACGGGGGACUUAGUUGCGGACGGAAGUCGACCGUAUUGUUUACCAACCAUACCAGGAAAGCAUCAGGAUUUGAAGAACAUUUCACCAGAAACGAUGUGUGACGUGUUACGUGGCGGGUACGAUGACGUCAUCGCUAGUUGCAGAGUCGUCGACUGUCGGUAUCCAUACGAAUUCGAAGGAGGACAUAUACAGGGAGCAGAAAACCUCCACACACAUGACGCCGUCAGGGAACUUCUCCGGGCCGGGAGUCGUGAUCACGAGAGACAUGUCAUUAUAUUCCACUGCGAGUUUUCGUCCGAAAGAGGGCCAAAAAUGUAUAGGUUUCUUCGAGCUGAGGACCGUGCAGUGAACAAGGAGAGUUAUCCUUCCCUGAUUUACCCGGAAGUGUACCUAUUGGACGGAGGUUACAAAGCUUUCUACGAACACGACAAGACUUGCUGCAGCCCUAUGUCUUACGUACCGAUGCUUCACAAGGGACACGUGGGCGAUUUACGUCAUUUCCGUUCGAGGUCAAAGUCCUGGGCUGCUGGCCAGAAGAGGAAAAACGCCAUGAGACUGCAGUUUUGAUAAUCUCAAAAACCAACGAACAUUACACAUCCAAUAUACGGUACCAGGGUACGUCCGGUUUGCGAAUUGCUGUGACGUUAUCGAACUGAUUAGGACCAGCUGUGAUAAACUGACAUUUCUGUGAUAUUCAUAAAUAGUGCUAUUUACAAAUGACUUUCUGUGAUAAUGUAUUGUUUAUAUCAUUGUUAUAAUAACGGUGCUAUAGGUAAGAAAAACAAUGGGUUUCCCUUGUUUUUAUUUCUCUGUCUGUCUUUCUGUCUUUCUUUCUGACUUCUUGUCUAUCUCUCCUCUCUUUG
Molecule: messenger RNA, 1530 nt
Organism: Mizuhopecten yessoensis (Yesso scallop)
Lineage: Eukaryota; Metazoa; Mollusca; Bivalvia; Pectinida; Pectinidae
Product: M-phase inducer phosphatase-like
Exons: 9
Coding region: 245-1234 (329 amino acids)
Biological process (GO): protein dephosphorylation; G2/M transition of mitotic cell cycle; positive regulation of G2/MI transition of meiotic cell cycle
Cellular component (GO): cytoplasm; nucleus
Molecular function (GO): protein tyrosine phosphatase activity
Source: RefSeq, a predicted model, not a curated record